GCCACUCAGCGCGUUCCGCCCUCUUUGCGCGCACACACACUAGAGCGAUGAUGGCCGGCAGACUGCACGGCUGGAGCUGGGCGGUUCUUCUCCAGCUCCUUCUUGGCAUGAACCUGAUGGUGAUGCCACUCACCCAGGCCCGGAGUCUGCGCUUCGUUACCUUGCUUUACCGACAUGGAGACCGUUCACCAGUGAAGACAUAUCCCAAGGACCCCUAUCAGGAAGAGGAAUGGCCCCAGGGGUUUGGUCAACUAACCAAGGAAGGGAUGCUACAGCACUGGGAGCUGGGCCAGGCUCUGCGGCAGCGCUACCAUGGCUUUCUAAACACCUCUUAUCACCGUCAGGAGGUGUAUGUGCGAAGCACGGACUUUGACCGUACUCUCAUGAGUGCUGAGGCCAACCUGGCUGGACUCUUCCCUCCCAAUGGGAUGCAGCGGUUCAACCCUAACAUAUCAUGGCAGCCUAUCCCUGUUCACACUGUGCCCAUCACUGAGGACAAGCUGCUGAAGUUUCCAUUGGGCCCGUGUCCGCGUUAUGAGCAGCUGCAGAAUGAGACUCGGCAGACACCAGAGUAUCAGAAUGAGAGUAUUCGGAAUGCACAAUUUCUGGACAUGGUGGCCAAUGAGACAGGACUUACAGACCUGACUCUGGAGACUGUCUGGAAUGUCUAUGACACACUCUUCUGUGAGCAAACCCAUGGGUUACUCCUGCCACCCUGGGCCUCACCCCAAACCAUGCAGCGUCUGAGCCAGCUAAAGGACUUCAGCUUCCGCUUCCUCUUCGGGAUCCAUGAGCAGGCAGAGAAGGCCCGGCUUCAGGGGGGAGUCUUGCUGGCUCAGAUACGGAAGAACCUGACCCUAAUGGCAACUACCUCCCAACUCCCUAAGCUGCUGGUGUACUCUGCGCAUGACACUACCCUUGUUGCUCUGCAAAUGGCACUGGAUGUCUACAAUGGUGAACAAGCCCCCUACGCCUCCUGCCACAUAUUUGAACUCUGGGAAGAUAAUGGGAAUUUCUCGGUGGAGAUGUACUUUCGGAAUGAAAGUAAGAAGGACCCCUGGCCACUGAUCCUGCCUGGCUGCUCUCUACGCUGCCCACUGCAGGACUUCCUUCACCUCACAGAGUCCGUUGUGCCCAAGGACUGGCAGCAGGAAUGCCAGCUGGCAAGCAGUACUGCAGACACAGAGGUGAUCGUGGCCUUGGCCGUCUGUGGCUCCAUACUCUUCCUUCUCAUAGUGCUGCUCCUCACCGUCCUCUUCCGGAUGCAGGCCCAGCCUCCUGGCUACCGCCACAUUGCAGAUGGGGAGGACCAUGCCUGACAACCACUCAGCCCCCUUCCCUCUGCCUCCUAGGGGAGGUGGGCUGGGCCCUGUUCCUGACUGUUACUGCUCCUCAGCCUAUGGACAGGAGACCCUGGGUUGGGCCUCCUUAAUUACACCAGCCCAGACGAGCAAGUGGGGCUCGGCUUGGCCCACGGUACCUGUUCUCUCGGCAUUCACAUGCCUGAUGUUCACCAAGUACUGUUGGACAUUGGCUUUCUCCAAACAGGAUUUGCCUCUUCCAUAUUCCCCAAGGACCUGAGAUGUAGACAAGCAUUCGGGUUUCACUCAGGACCUGGGAUAAAAAAAACUGAAGGAGUCGGUGCUUGAUCCGCCUUGCUCUUCCACCAAGCCCUGCUCUUUAUCUUCCAGCCUGGAGUCUUUGGCAAAUGGGUCAUCGGACAUCAUCUUGCCUCUCAGUGCUUAUUUAGAGGGAAAAAUUGCACAACUCUGGGGGUACACAACAUUUGCUACCAAGGACCUGGAUCCCCCAACAACCAGCCAACCAAGUUUUCCUUUGUCCAGCUGAAGCUACCAUUAGUCUCAAUGGUUCAGGCACUUCUGUCACCCCUUGGUGACUUGAGCAGGUCUGGAAGGGGGUUUGUAUUAUACUGGGGAGGGAGUUGGGGGAGGUGGGAGGGAGCAGAUCAUAUAGAAUCAUGAAAAUACUCCCUCAGCUGGAUUGGGCUCUCCAGGGACCUGAGGUAAAUGUAGGUGGUGAACUGGAUAGCUCGACUAGCACAGAAUAAGGCUGAGGUAGCUCCCAGAGAAUGAA
This is a messenger RNA of Urocitellus parryii (Arctic ground squirrel), 2094 nucleotides long. It is a transcript of the gene Acp2, whose product is annotated as acid phosphatase 2, lysosomal. Gene Ontology annotation, cellular component: lysosome. NCBI's taxonomy places the organism in Eukaryota, Metazoa, Chordata, Mammalia, Rodentia, Sciuridae. Gene Ontology annotation, biological process: lysosome organization; dephosphorylation. Gene Ontology annotation, molecular function: acid phosphatase activity. The record is from RefSeq and is a predicted model, not a curated record.